GUGAAUCUCGGGGAUGCAGCUCUGCAUGAAGCGAAGCAUGCACUUGCAGGAGACUGAGGAGAGUCUUUUGUCUUCACAUGGUCCGGUGUGGUUUCUCUCCUGUCUGUAAACUCGAUAGAAAUAAAGUCAAAGGCGCGGAGCAGGGUGAAAGGCGGGACUUCCUUUGGACAUAAACGCGUCCGGCUGUUUAUCUCUGCGUGCAGCUUCGAGGCGAGCCAGUGCAGGAUCAGAUAACGAGACUGUGUCAUCACACCACGCUAUGCUACGCCGCUUGCUGUGCGGAGGCUGCAGUCCUCUGCUCUGCAUUUGGGUCCUCCUGCUGCCUCUGGUCUCCCUCCAUCGUCUCAACCAACAUGGCCGCAGGAACCACAGCGUAAGGGACCGUUCCAAACUGCUGCUCGUCUCCUUUGAUGGAUUUCGCUGGGAUUACAUUGACCGGGUCCCGACGCCUAACUUCCACAAACUCAUCGACGAGGGUGUGAUGGUGGAGCAGGUGGAGAACGCUUACAUCACCAAAACCUUCCCCAACCACUACAGCUUGGUGACGGGGCUGUACGCCGAGACGCACGGCAUCGUGGCCAAUGAGAUGUACGACCCCGUUCUGAACCGCUCCUUUUCAAUGGAAACGGAUAGUAUUUAUGAGUCCCGGUGGUGGGAGGAAGCCGUGCCUCUCUGGGUGACCAUACAGAAAAGUGGAGGGCGGAGCGGAGCAGCAAUGUGGCCAGGGUCUGAUGUAAAGAUCCACGGCAUGUUCCCUAACCAGUACCUCCACUAUAACUCCUCAGUCUCUUUUGAAACCAGGGUGGAGUGCAUCAUUGAGUGGUUCGCUGCACCCAAAGAAGAAGCAGUAGAUUUUGGAGUUCUGUACUGGGAGGAACCAGAUGAAAGUGGGCACAUAUUUGGACCUCAGGACUCCAGAAUGGAUGCAGUCAUCUACGGAAUUGAUGAGAAGCUGGGCUUCCUUAUCAACGAGCUAAGGAAGGCGAGGCUGUAUGAGAAAGUGAACCUGAUAGUGACCAGUGAUCAUGGGAUGACACAGGUUUCUCCUGAUAAUAUCAUAGAGCUGGACCAGUAUGUGAGCAGAGACCUGUACACCUGGGUGGAUAAGAGUCCAGUGGUGGGAAUACUCCCCAAAGAAGGAAAGCUUGACGAGGUAUACAGUAAGCUGAUGGAUGCAAACCCAAACAUGGCGGUGUUCAAGAAAGAAGACAUUCCUGCUCACUUGCACUAUCAACACAACGUCCGGAUCAUGCCGAUCAUCAUCGAGGCCAAAGAGGGCUGGACCGUGGUACAGAACAGGAGCAGUUCCUUUAUGGCAGGAAACCACGGCUACGACAACACCUUACGCAGCAUGCACCCGGUGUUUGUCGCCCGUGGGCCAGCCUUUCGCCAGAAAUACAUCAAGACCUCCAUGCGUUCUGUAGACCUUUACCCUCUCAUGUGCCAGAUCCUAUCAAUCAGGCCCCUGCCGAACAACGGCUCCCUCAUGAACGUUAUAGACCUGCUGUCCCCAGACACAACUCCUCCCACAUCCAGCCCCCCUCCCAAGGUCCCCGUGUACUCCUACGCUCCUGUCAUGGGUUCCUUCCUCGGUGUGGUGAUGGUGCUGGGCUUUCUGGUGGUGUACAUCAGACAAGUGACGCUCAAACAGCUGCCCUCGCUCAAACACAGACGCAGGGAGAUGUCGCAGCCCUUACUGCAAGAGGACUUGCACCUGUAGAUGAUUGAACAGAGAGGAUGGCAGACAUAAAAGAAGAGGAGGUACCGCUCCCCAAGGUAGUCCGCUCUGUCCAGAAGCAUCCCCUAGACGCUUCCUAUUCAACGACUUCAUGCCAGUGUGAUUCUCUUUAUAAGAUAGGGAUGAAGAGAACAUAAUCUAACCUCCUAAUCAUGUACAGAGGUAAACCUUGUUUGCUUGUUUGUAAAGGAAACGUCGCGGGUUUGCUUCUGGUGCAGGAUAAUCAAGAUAAUAAACCUUUACAUGGGCUUCAUAGUGGCUUUGCUUUGAUUGUGAAUUUUACCUACUAUCAUUUUGUCAUCUUCAUUGUCAUUUAGGAAUUAAAGUGGAAUUUUAACCAGCCAAUCAGGCAGGUUUGGAGCAUUGUUAGCCAAAACCAUGACUCUGAUAACAUGAAGGUGUCAGUAUGCUCAAAAGGAACGCAUCUAUGUGAAGUUUACAGCGUUUACAGAGGAGGAAGUAGCAAUAAAACUUAAAAAGGGAAUACAUGCAAAGACUUUCAGACAAUCGUACCUUGAUGGCAUUCAUAGUUUUGCACUCGUUUGUACAUGGGAAAAAUAGAAGUAGCUUCAGUUUCAGGGAGAUGUUCAGUCUUUGCUUACUUUCUCCUCUUUACACGUCUGUGCUGGAUGGAUAUGAUGUCAGAUUGUCUGCUCCGGAAGGGGGCAGAAACUUUCAGGCACCCUCCUAUGCAGAGCGAUAAAGCUCCAUUAUCCCAGGACUUUUUGAUAUCCCUUCCCUUACUAAUUUUAGAUGUAAGCAAGGCCUGCAUAAUACGUUGCAUUGCUAUCAUUAUUGUGUCAUUAGAUUCACAGUAAACCCAUUGCUAAGGUCCCAACUGAUCCCAGUAAAUAAGGAAAAUUAUUUUAUGUCAACAAGAAAUGCUUCCUCACUCAUCAUAUGUAUGCGCACCUCACCUCAAAUUUGACCUGAUGUGGAGCGAUCAGUUAAAAGCAAACCAAAUUAUCUAGUAUUAUCUAGUAUAAAUGCUUUUAGAUCCAGGAGAAACAUGUUGCAUACAUUGUUAGAACAGCAGAUAGACAUAAGCCUAUGCAUACACUCUUUGGCUUUUGUUAGUUUAUCACAUUUAAUAUCAUUUUUGCAACAGUGAACUAUGUUUUUGCACAUUUCAUGUUUUUCUUAUAAUCGGCAGGCCUCAUUUAGGCUCAGUUUUCCCGUUCAUGUUAUCCCAUACAUCCUCUGCAUUCAUAUAACAAUGUGGAGACCAGUCCAUGACUGUCACAGUCUUAUUAGCUGUGCUUUCUCCGAAUAUGAUUUCACUGCAUUAGAAAGGAACUUGGGAUUAUUGUUGUGCUUUACAACAAAAAAAAAGAAAAAAAUAAAUAAGGCGAAAAGUGUCCCGGUGCUUUCCAAGAGUAAUCAGUGUUCUGGCAGAUCCUUGAAAAGCCUUAGAAAGACUUCAGUUGGACUUUUGAAAUUUAAUGCCAUAAAAACUCUUAUUUUUUAAUUUGUGAGAGGUCUUGAAUGUUAGAUGUCACUUUGUCUAAGACAAGUCUUUACUUACCAUUGGCACCUUUUUAUGAUUUCUUUGCAUAUGUGUUUGUCCAUGUUACAGCUUUCAGGCCGGCCACAAGAAAUACGUACACACCCCCCCACCCCCACACCCAUUUUGAUCAAUCUUCCCUGGCAAAGCGUCUUUUUUAAUAAUGAGUGUGUUAAGUAUCAGGUUAGCACACCUGAAAAUGUGUUAAUAUAAAAA
Messenger RNA from Cheilinus undulatus (humphead wrasse), 3458 nucleotides. RefSeq names its product ectonucleotide pyrophosphatase/phosphodiesterase 5 (gene enpp5). The coding region runs from base 260 to 1720 and encodes 486 amino acids. The record is from RefSeq and is a predicted model, not a curated record. NCBI's taxonomy places the organism in Eukaryota, Metazoa, Chordata, Actinopteri, Labriformes, Labridae. The transcript is spliced from 4 exons.